Erigeron canadensis is the source of this 1191-nucleotide messenger RNA. Its product is annotated as bidirectional sugar transporter N3-like. Gene Ontology annotation, cellular component: membrane. The coding region runs from base 125 to 1033 and encodes 302 amino acids. NCBI's taxonomy places the organism in Eukaryota, Viridiplantae, Streptophyta, Magnoliopsida, Asterales, Asteraceae. Gene Ontology annotation, biological process: carbohydrate transport. The record is from RefSeq and is a predicted model, not a curated record. The transcript is spliced from 5 exons. Gene Ontology annotation, molecular function: sugar transmembrane transporter activity.
UUCAUCUCACAACUACUAAAGAAGUGUAUACAAUUCCACUAAACAUAUUAGCUAGCCAGUUUGUUUCUUAGCAUUUAACUAAAAGAGUAAGAUUAACUACCAAUCAAAUUAAGAAUUGAUCAAGAUGACCGGGAACAUGAACAUGGCUCACCUCACUCUUGCAUUUGGUCUUCUUGGAAAUGUUGUCUCAUUUAUGGUAUUUCUUGCACCAAUACCAACAUUCUACAAAGUGUAUAAGAAGAAAUCGACAGAAGGGUUUCAGUCGGCACCAUACGUGGUGGGCUUAUUCAGUGCCAUGCUUUGGAUAUAUUACGCAUUGCUCAAGACUAAUGUCGUGCUUCUAAUCACUAUAAACUCGGUCGGUAUCUUCAUUGAGACCGUGUACAUUGGUUUGUUUCUCUUCUACGCCCCAAACAAGGCCAGGAUGGAGAGCUUGAAGCUAAUCGUAUCGCUCAUAGUUGUUGGGUUUGGAUUGAUUGUUGUCCUCACUCAGUUUCUUGCAAGUGGAGUUACACGUGGUGUGAUAGUCGGAUGGAUUUGUCUCAUAUUUUCGCUAUGUGUUUUUGUUGCACCUUUGGGCGUUGUGAGACAAGUGAUUAAAACAAAAAGUGUGGAGUACAUGCCGAUUCUACUAUCGGUUGCACUCACCCUGAGUGCCGUUAUGUGGUUUUUUUACGGUCUACUCCUUGGUGACUUCAACAUAGCGAUUCCAAACGUUCUUGGGUUUACCUUCGGUAUUAUCCAGAUGAUAUUAUACUUUGUGUACAAGAACAAGAAGCCACUAAUUAUGGAUGAAAAGACAUCUAGCAGUACUUUCGACGCUAAAAUCACUGAAAUGGAGGAGCAAAAGAUUCAGCAAUUUAAAGACGACCAGAAGAAGAUUAUCGAUGUUGUCAAGUUGGAAACCAUUCUUCAUCCGGUGGUACAUAAAAGUAGUGGAUAUGAUGCAGCGGCAGCUGGUCAUGGACCUACUGAACAACCUCCUCAAUUUCCAUCAAUUGUGCCAAAUCGUGCCAUUGAAGUCUAUGCAUGAUGAGAUUAUUAAUCUAUAUAUACGUAUAGCUUUUCUCAUUAAAAAAAAAAAAAAAAAAUGCUUUGGGAAGAAAAGUGAUUCUAUCUUCCAGGUUGUUUAGGCGUAUCUGUUUUUCAAAAUUUGUAGUUGUUCCAAAUAUAGUUCUAAAAGUUCUCCUA